AUGAAUCAUCAAUUGGAACCUCAGCUUCAUCAGCAAUUGAAAGCUCAGCUUCGGUUUCAUCAACUUCAUCAUCAUCAUCAAUUGAAAUCUCACUCAGAUGCAUCAUCGGCUUCUUCUUUGGCUUCAUCAUCUUCAUCCUCAAUUGAAAGUUCGAUUUCAACUCCAGAAUCAUCAGCAUCAGUUGUAAGCUCAGCUGCAUCAUCAUCAAUUGAAAGCUCAGCUGCAUCAUCAUCAAUCGAAACCCCAUCUGCAUCAUCAUCAGUUGGAGCCUCGUCAUCCAUUGAAACCCCAGCUGCCUCAUCAUCCUCAAUAGAAAGCUCAGUUGAUUCUUCAUCAUCAACUUCAGUUUCUUCAUCCAUUGAAAGCUCAAUUUCAACUUCAGAAUCAUCAUCGUCAGAAUCAUCAGCAUCAGUGGAAAGCUCAGCUGCAUCAUCAUCCAUCGAAAGCUCAGCUCCAUCAUCAAUCGAUAACCCAUCUACAUCAUCAUCAAUUGGGGCCUCGUCAUCCAUAGAAAACUCAGCUGAAUCAUCAUCCUCAAUUGAAAAAUCAGCUUCAUCAGCUUCAUCAUUAAUCGAAACAUCGGCAUCAUCAUCAAUUGAAACCCCAGCUGUAUCAUCUUCAGAUUCAUCAUCAAUUGAAGCACCACCUGUAACAUCAUCAUCAGAUUCAUCAUCAUCAAUUGAAACCCCUGCCUCAUCACCAGUUGAAAUAUCAGCCACAUCAUCGUCAAUUGAAACUCCAGCUGUAUCAUCAUCUUCAAUAUCAUCAUCAAUUGAAAAAUCAGCUUCAUCAGCUUCAUCAGCCCCAUCAUCAGAUUUAUCAUCAUCAGCUUCAUCAUUAAUCGAAGCAUCAACCUCGUUGUCAAUUGAGGCACCAGCAAUAUCAUCGUCAAUUGAAACCUCAGCUUCAUCAUCAUCAAUUGAAACUACACCUACAUCAUCAUCAGUUGAAACCUCAUCAUCAACUGAACCCCCAGCUGCAUCAUCAUUAUCUUCAAUUGAGUCAUCUUCAUCAGCUGAAUCCUCAGAUGAGUCAUCUAUUGAAAUCUCAGCCCCUUCAACUUCAUCAAUUGAAUCUUCAGCCUCAUCGAUCGAAAUUCCUGCAUCAUCAUCUUCCUCUAUAGAAAACUCAGCAGCUUCAUCAAUUGAAAUCCCAGCUGAGUCAUCGUCCUCAACAAUCGAAGCAUCAUCAGCUUCAUUAUCAAUCGAAAACUCAGCAGUAUCAUCAUCUUCAUCAUCAAUUGAAACAUCAGUCUCAUCUUCAUCAAUAGAAACCCUAGCUGAGUCCUCGUCAAUCGAAACCCCUGCUACAUCAUCAUCAAUUGAAAACUCAGCUGAAUCCUCAUCAAUUGAGGCAAUAGCUUCAUCUUCCUCAUCAUCAAUUGAAACCACAACCUCAUCUUCAUCAAUCGAAACCUCUGCAUCAUCAGCUUUAUCAUCAAUUGAAACUUCGGCUUCAUCAUCUAACGAAAUUCCUGCAACAUCCUCAAUAGAAAACUUAGUUACAUCAUCUUCAUCAAUGGAAACAUCAGCUUCGUCAUCAGCUUCACCAUCAGCUUCAUCACCAGCUUCAUCAAUUGAAAACUCCUCUUCAUCAUCGGCUUCAUCAUCAAUCGAUAUCCCAGAUGAACCAUCAUUAAUUGAUAUCCCAGAUGAAUCAUCAAUUGAAACCCCAGAUGCACCAUCAGCUUCAUCAUCAUCAAUUGAAACCCCAGCCACACCUAUUGAAAACUCAGCUGCAUCAUCAUCAAUGGAAAACCCAGCUGCAUCAUCAAUUGAAACCUCAGCUGCAUCAUCAGCUUCGUCACCAGCUUCAUCAUCAGCUUCAUCAUCAUCAACCAAAAGCUCAGCUGCAUCAUCAUCAAUUGAAAGCUCAGUUGCAUCAUCAUCAAUUGAUAUCCCAAAUGAAUCAUCAAUUGAAAACUCUUCUUCAUCAUCUACUUCAUCAUCAACCUUAUCAACAUCAGCUUCAUCAUCAACUGAAAUCUCAUCAGCUUCAUCAUCAAUCGAAACCCCCGAUUCAUCAUCAUCAAUUGAGAACUCAGCAUCAACCUCUUCAUCAUUUAAAGCCCCAUCUUCAUCAAUUGAAACCUCAGCUGCAUCAUCAGCUUCAUCAUCAAUCGAAAACCCAGCCUCAUCAUCAUCAAUUGAAAACCCAGCCUCACCAAUUGAAACAUCAGCUUCAUCAUUAUCAAUUGAAACAUCAGCUUCAUCAGCCCCAUCCUCAUCAUCGUCGAUCAAAAACUCAGCUGCAUCAUCAUCAUCAAUUGAAACAUCAGCUUCAUCCUCAUCAGUUGAUGCACCAACUGAGUCAUCUUCAUCAAAUGAAAAUUCAGCUGCAUCAUCAAUCGAAAAUUCAUCAAAUGAAAAACCAGCAAUUUCCUCGGGAGAUCUGUCAGAAACAUCAUCAGAAGCAUCAUCAGAAACAUCAUCAGAAACAUCAGAAACAUCAGAAAAAUCAUCAGAAACAUCAGAAACAUCAAAAUCAUCACAAACACCAGAAACAUCAGAAACAUCAGAAACACAAACAUCAUUAAGUGAAGAUUCGCGAUCGUUUGGAGAUAAAUCAUCAAGCUCUGUCCAAAGCAAAACAAAUAGCUCUUCAGAAAAUAACCUCAGUGCACAAUCACCAGCCUUUUCUUAA
Molecule: messenger RNA, 2643 nt
Organism: Dictyostelium purpureum
Lineage: Eukaryota; Evosea; Eumycetozoa; Dictyosteliales; Dictyosteliaceae
Exons: 2
Coding region: 1-2643 (880 amino acids)
Source: RefSeq, a predicted model, not a curated record